Messenger RNA from Polistes dominula (European paper wasp), 1162 nucleotides. RefSeq lists its product as uncharacterized. NCBI's taxonomy places the organism in Eukaryota, Metazoa, Arthropoda, Insecta, Hymenoptera, Vespidae. The record is from RefSeq and is a predicted model, not a curated record.
UGCCAUAGCCCUUUUAUCGUUACUUCUAUUCGAGUUUGCGCACAAUUCAUCCCAAUAUGGAUUCCUGAGUUGGGCAAGUCUUCCAGCAACGUGAUGGUGAACCAUUUGAAGAUAAUUUCUGUAGAAAUUUCAAGAAAAGAAAGUAAAUCUAUAUAAUAUCUUAACAGAAGAAUACGUUUGUUGAGUAUAUCAACAUUUGAAAAUUUUCAUUUGAAUUAAUAUAAAAAUAUCAUCGUAAUCGAGCCUAAACGUUUUAUCGUUAAUAACUACGUAAUUAAUUGAUUGAUUCAUCAAAGGUACAUACUCGUAGUUAGAGACUCCUAAAGUACUGUUACGUGAUUGAUCCUGUAUAAUGUCUGAAGCCUACAAUUAUGCUGUCGAGAGAGCAGAAUUACUUGGUUUGCCUAUUCCCAAUUUCGAAGAAUGGACUGAAAAUCAAAAAGCACAGGAGGCUAAUAAUGCCGAACCCGGGGACGAUGAUGACGCGAUCCUUCAGAAUUUGGACAGUUCGAACGAAAGUGCUCAAAGAGUUAGCGGUGGAUUAGAUGAAUUGAAUAGCAUUUUAAAUGUAACUCAAAAAAAAAUCAACAGAUUUAAGACCGUUUGUGGUAGUCUGAGUACGUUGCUCAAAGUGAAGGUAGGAUCACGUAGUGGUACACCAAAUCACAAAUCAUUGGAACAUGAUAAAGUAAAAGAAGGAAAAGAAGAACAAAUAACGUUACCAACGGAAGAAGAAGAAAGUAUGACAGUCGAUUUAUCGGAGAAUUCGAAAAAUCCCAUAAUUUCUGAUGAAAGUAACGAUAACAUUGCGAUGACUAAAAAAAUUGACAUCAAUGCAAAAAUGGGCUCACAUUUGGGCAAAUUAGAUUCUUUGAUAACUAAAGCCGAAAAUGCUCAAUACAGUAUGCAACAUCAGACGAAACAAAUGAGAAAAUUUUUAAAAUAAUUUUAUUAUUCCAAUCAAUUUCGCUGUUAUAUACUAUCGAAAUAUCUAUCUAGUUUAAUUUUUAUCUACUAUUUGGACUAUCUCGUAAUGAAAUAUCUACGUCAUUUGAUAAUAAGUUAUUGCGCGAUAACGUUGAAGCUUAGUACAUAUGUAUUUAUAUCGUUAUUAUGCAUUUGAAAUAUUUAAAAUGAAGACGUUACAACUAACAAUUUAAAA